Messenger RNA from Mesorhabditis belari, 561 nucleotides. NCBI's taxonomy places the organism in Eukaryota, Metazoa, Nematoda, Chromadorea, Rhabditida, Rhabditidae. The record is from the annotation of a GenBank genome assembly.
AUGAAGCUCAUCGAGUCACAUGAUAGCGUUUCUUUUCCUGAUAAUGUUACCUUCACCGUGAAGGGACGCGUUGUUCAUGUCAAGGGACCAAGGGGAGCACUCGUCCGCGACUUCAGACAUUUGCACAUGGAAAUGGAGCGACUUGGAAAGAACACCAUCCGCGUCCGAAAAUGGUUCGGAAACCGUAAAGAGCUCGCUGCCAUCCGUACUGUCUGCUCCCACAUUCAAAACAUGAUCAAGGGAGUUACCAAGGGCUAUCGUUACAAGAUGCGUUCCGUCUACGCUCACUUCCCAAUCAACAUUGCUCUUCAAGAAAAAGGACGACUGAUCGAGAUUCGUAACUUCUUGGGAGAGAAAAUCAUCCGACGAGUGACCCUUCCUGAUGGAGUGACGGCUGUCAUGUCGACAACUCAAAAAGACGAGCUUGUCAUCGAUGGAAACGAUCUUCAACUGGUUUCGCAAGCAGCGGCCAGCAUUCAACAGUCUACCGCCGUGAAAAACAAGGAUAUCCGGAAGUUCCUCGAUGGUGUCUACGUCAGCGAGAAGACGACAAUUGACGAA